Vigna unguiculata (cowpea) is the source of this 3508-nucleotide messenger RNA. NCBI's taxonomy places the organism in Eukaryota, Viridiplantae, Streptophyta, Magnoliopsida, Fabales, Fabaceae. The record is from RefSeq and is a predicted model, not a curated record.
CAUUCACCAUUUCUCAACCCCUGCCAUGGCAGCGGAACUUGUUGGUGGUGCUCUUCUUUCCGGUUUUCUUCAGGUUGCAUUCGACAGGCUGGCUUCUCCUCAAGUUGUACAGUUCUUUCGUGGAAGAAAACUUGAUGAGAAGCUGCUUAGCAAACUGAACAUCGUGCUGCACUCAAUCAAUGAUCUCGCUGAUGAUGCUGAACAAAAACAGUUCAGAAAUCCACACAUCAAAGCUUGGCUUUUUGCUGUCAAAGAUGUUGUCUUCGAUGCAGAGGAUCUCUUGAAGGAAAUAGAGUAUGAACUCACCAGAUGCCAAGUGGAAGCUGGAUCAGACCCACAAACCCUUACUUCCAAGGUAUCAAAUUUCUUCAACUCUACUUUCAGUUCAUUUAACAAGAAAAUUGAAUCAGAGAUGAAAGAUGUCCUAGAAAAACUAGAAUAUCUUGCAAAGCAAAAGGGUGCUCUCGGUUUGAAAGAGGGUAUUUACUCUGGUGAUGGAUCAGGUAGCAAAGAGUCACAGAAAUUGCCAUCUUCUUCUUUGGUGGUUGAAAGUGUUAUUUAUGGCAGAGAUGCAGACAAAGAAAUGAUUUUAAAUUGGCUCACAUCUGAAACUGAGAAUCAUGACCAGCCAUCAAUACUUUCCAUUGUGGGAAUGGGUGGGUUGGGUAAGACCACACUCGCCCAACAUGUAUACAAUGACCCAAAGAUAGAGGAGGCUAAAUUUGAUAUCAGAGCUUGGGUUUGUGUUUCCGACCAUUUUGAUGUUUUGAUAGUGACAAAAACAAUUCUUGAGGCAAUCACUAAAUCUAAAGAUGAUAGCGGAGACCUGGAAAUGGUUCAUGGAAGAUUGAAAGAAAAAAUAUCAGGAAGGAAAUUUCUUCUUGUUCUGGAUGAUAUUUGGAACGAAAGACGAGAAGAAUGGGAAGCUGUGCGAACUCCUCUUAGUUGUGGGGCACCAGGAAGUAGAAUUAUUGUGACAACACGUGGUGAGAAAGUUGCUUCUAACAUGAUGUCUGAAGUGCAUAGGCUAAAGCAAUUAGAAGAAGAGGAAUGUUGGAAACUUUUUAAAAAGCAUGCACUAAAAAAUGAUGAUGAUGAAUUGAAUGAUGAGAGAAAGGAGAUUGGCAAAAGAAUAGUUGAAAAGUGCAAAGGAUUACCUCUUGCUCUGAAAACAAUUGGAAGUGUUCUUCGCACAAAGUCAUCCAUUUCAGAUUGGCAAAGCGUACUGGAAAGCGACAUAUGGGAUUUAUCCAAAGAAGUUGAAAUUAUGCCUGCUCUACUAUUAAGUUAUCAGCACCUUCCUUCUCAUCUCAAGAGGUGCUUUGCUUAUUGUGCAUUAUUUCCAAAAGAUUAUGAAUUUGACAAGAAGGAAUUAAUUUUGUUGUGGAUGGCUGAAGGUUUUCUCCAUCACUCUCAACAUAUCAAUAAUGUAGAAGAAAUUGGUGAACAGUAUUUUGAAGAUCUACUAACGAGGUCAUUCUUUCUUCAAUCAAGCAUCAAAACACGUUUCUCUAUGCAUGACCUUCUGAAUGAUUUGGCAAAAUAUGUUUGUGCAAACUUCUGUUUCAGAUUCAAAUUUGAUAAAGGAAAUUUUGUACCCAACACAACCCGUCAUUUUUCAUUUAGAUUGGAAGACGCAAGAUGUUUUGAUGGUUUAGGGAGCUUAACUGAUGCUAAAAGAAUGCGUUCAUUUCUUCCAAUUAGAGAAACUGCAACAACUAAAUCUUACCAUUAUAAGCUUCCUUGUCAAUUCAAGACUUUGAUACAUGAAUUGUUCUCCAAGUUGAAGUUUUUACGCGUAUUAUCUUUGGAUGGAUAUUCCGAUCUAAGAGAGGUACCUGAUUCUGUUGGUGAUCUUAAACAUCUUCAUUCGUUAGACCUUUCGCGUACUUACAUCCAAAAACUACCUGAGUCAAUCAGUGUGCUCUAUAACUUGCUAAUACUGAAGUUGAACGGUUGUUCAUAUCUGGAGGAAUUGCCCUCAAAUUUGCAUAAACUCACCAAAUUGCAUUGUCUGGAAUUUGAAGAUACAAAAGUGACAAAGAUGCCAUUGAAUUUUGAAGAAUUGAAGAAUCUUCAUGUAUUGAAUAUGUUUUUGGUCGAUAGAAAUGGUGAGUCCAGUGUUAAGCAGCUAGGAGGACUCAAUCUUCAUGGAAAGCUAUCAAUUAAUGAGGUGCAGAAUAUUGUGAAUCCUUUAGAUGCAUUAGAGGCAAAUUUGAAAGAUAAACACCUUGUGGAGCUACAGUUAGAAUGGAAGUCGAACCAUGUCUGUGAUGAUUCAGAGAAAGAAAAGAAAGUACUUGAGAAUCUACAACCUUCCAAACACUUGGAACAUUUGUCAAUCACGAACUAUGGUGGUACACAACUCCCAAGUUGGGUCUUCAAUAAUUCAUUAUCAAAUUUGGUGUUCUUACGUUUGAAGAGCUGUAAGUAUUGCGUAUGUUUGCCUUCCCUUGGACUUUUGUCAUCUUUGAAAACCCUUGAGAUUAUAGGGCUUAAAGGAAUAUAUAGCAUUGGUGUUGAAUUUUAUGGGAGCAACUCUUCGUUCAUGUCCUUGGAAACAUUGAAUUUCAUCGACAUGAAGGAAUGGGAAGAAUGGGAAUGUAAAACUACUUCUUUUCCACGUCUUCAACAUCUUUUUGUGAAUAGAUGUCCCAAGCUGAAAGGUCUAUCAAACCAACUUCUUCAUUUAAAGCAUCUAGUUAUUUGUUACUGUGAUAAGCUCAUCAUUAGCGAGACCAACAUGGACACACGAUCGCUUGAAUUCCUGAAAUUGAAUUCAUGUCCACUUGUGAGUAUUCCCACUACGCAUUAUAAUUUACUUAAAGAAAUGUCAAUUGACGAUGGCUGUGACUCUCUUACAACCUUUUCGCUAGAUUUCUUUCCAAAUCUCUGUUAUCUUUAUUUGAGAAGAUGUCGAAACCUACAAAGAAUUUCACAGGAGGACACUCAUAAUCAUCUCCAGAGAAUGACAAUUGCGGUAUGCCCUCAAUUUGAAUCAUUUCCUACGCAGAAUUUGAAGUUGUUGCCAAAACACAUGCAAGUCCUGCUUCCUUCUCUAAAUCAACUAUGGAUAAUUGAUUGUCCACAAGUGGAGAUGCCUCCGGAUGGAGGUUUGCCAUCAAAUGUUAAACAUAUGCAUCUUUCAAAUGUUAAACUUAUGGCCUCCAUGAGAGUGAACUUGGAUAACACUUUGCAAAUUGGAAAGCUGGACGUGGAGUGCUUUCCGGACGAAGGUUUGUUGCCACGCUCUCUCACCACUCUACUAAUUACUGAGAGCCCCAAUCUUAAAAGGCUAAACUAUAAGGGUCUCUGCCACCUCUCCUCUCUCACACUUAAUGGGUGCACCAACCUUGAAUGCUUACCAGAGGAAGGUAUACCCAAAUCCAUCUCUUCUCUUACAAUCUGGGGUUGUCCAUUGCUCCAAAAACGUUGUCAGAAUCCAGAAGGCAAAGACUGGGAAAAGAUUGCUCACAUUCAACAACUGAGAGUUGGGAAAUGGGAAUAA